CCUUUUUACUCAGCCAGACUUGGUCAUUACCAAAAAAAACAAAAUAUUUUUUUGAAUAAAAUAAAAAAAACCAAAAACAAAAACAUUUUCUCAAAUUUUUUUCUCCCUUUCUUUCAUUGCUUUUCCGGUGUGAAAAAAAGAAAAGAAAAAAAAAAAAAUUUGCAUAUAUAUAUAUAUUUAUAUAUAUUGUAAAACAAAACUAUAAAAAAAUAAUUCUUUUUUUUUUUCAUUGUUUUCAAAUCAGAUUUAACCCAGACGAAAGCACCAUUGAAGCUUCUAUCUUUCCAUAGAAAGGUGUUUUUAUAUAUAUAUAUUCAUGCUUGUUGUGAUGCUGCAACAAAAUCUGCAUUUUCUCUCUCUCUUAUGCAUCUGUAAAUUUUAGGCCUUUGGUUGGAGUUGUGGGGGCUAUUGCUUACGUUUUUGGGUUUUAUUAAACCAUAUUGGAAAACAAGUUGGUGAAAAAGGAAUUCAAAAAAGAAAAACACAAAGGACAAGUCUUUGUCUGAAAAACAAAAAAUCUUUUUUUCUCUCCUCCUUUUGAUUUGAAUUUUUUUUUUUUCGUUUUUUCCCUUUGAUUACGAAAUUUUAAUUAUUAUUGAUUGAUCUAUUUGUUUUUAGAUUGUUCUUUGCUUUUUUCCUAGAUUUUUAAUCUUACCAAAAGAUUAAAAAUCAAAAGACAAAGGCGUGCCUAUUUAUGUUUGAAAGUUUUGAUUUUCAUUCUGAAAUAAGAAAGACGUGUUGGGUUAUUACCAUUUCUGUGUUAGUCUCUCUCUCCUUUCUCUCUCUACCUCUGUUAUGCUCGUUUGCAAGCUGUAAUUCGCUUUAAGACUCAUCUUUCAAGUCAUAGCUCUCUCAAUACCAACACCUAGCAUUUCUCUAUCUACAUUUUCCACUUUCUCUCUCUUCUUCUUCUUCAUUAUCCAUAGGUUUGCUUCUCUCUCUAAAAUGGGAUCAAAUUCAUAGCUUUUUCCGUUCUGGGUCAUCUACAUUCGAUCCAUCUGAGCUCCUUAAAACGAGCUUGUAGUCCCUCCGACAUUGAUUUCGCGAACUGGGUCUUUGGGAUUACGACCCCAAAAUGGCACCGUCGUUCGAUUGGUGGACCAAAGAGCCACACCGAGGAACGCCGGUGAUCGUCAAGAUGGAAAACCCCAACAACUGGUCCAUGGUCGAGCUCCAAGGCCCCGCUGACGACGACUUCCUCCUCCACGGCCACGGCGACUCGUCGCCGGGUCGCCACCGCGACAAAUCCCGCAACAAGAACGCCAAGCAGCUCACAUGGGUCCUCCUCCUCAAAGCCCACAGAGCCGCCGGCUGCUUGACCUCCAUUGCCUCCGCAAUGUUCAGCGUCGCCGCCGCCAUCCGCCGCCGCGUCGCAGCGGGAAGGACAGACGCCGACCCCGACAACGAUACCGGACCCAGUGCCAAUAUUGCCCCCGAGAACUUGACCGUUAAAGCCCGUUUCUAUUUCUGCAUAAAGGUGUUCCUUUGGCUCUCUGUUCUGCUACUAGGGUUUGAGAUUGCCGCGUAUUACAAGGGUUGGCAUUUUGAUCCUCACAACCUGCAAAUACAAUAUCUAUCUAUAUUGUCAACCCCAUGGGAUGUGAGGGGCGUGUUUGAUUCGAUUUAUACAAGGUGGGUUUUGAUGCGGGUCGAGUACUUCGCUCCUCCUCUGCAAUUACUCACCAAUGUGUGUAUAGUUCUGUUCCUUAUCCAGAGUUUGGAUAGGGUAAUUCUGUGUUUGGGUUGCUUAUACAUCCGGUUGAAGAAGAUCAAACCCAUCCCCAAACUGGAUGCAAUCGAUCUCGAGUCUGCUGAAGAUGACGAUGGUUUCUUCCCCAUGGUUCUUGUUCAGAUACCCAUGUGUAAUGAGAAAGAGGUUUAUCAGCAAUCUAUUGCUGCUGUAUGCUGCUUGGACUGGCCUAAAUCGAAAUUGCUAAUCCAAAUUUUGGACGAUUCGGACGACCCGACAACGCAGAUGAUGAUCAAGGAGGAGGUUCAUAAAUGGCAGCAUGAGGGUGCCCGCAUUGUCUAUAGGCAUCGAGUAAUUCGAGAUGGGUACAAGGCUGGUAAUCUCAAGUCCGCCAUGAAUUGCAGCUAUGUCAAAGAGUAUGAAUUUGUUGCCAUUUUCGACGCCGAUUUUCAACCCAGCCCCGAUUUCCUGAAAAGAACAGUUACCCAUUUCAAGGGUAAUAAGGAACUAGGUCUGGUUCAGGCAAGAUGGUCAUUUGUGAACAAGGAUGAAAACCUACUAACAAGGUUGCAGCUCAUUAAUUUGGCUUUUCAUUUUGAGGUGGAGCAGCAAGUGAAUGGAAUUUUUCUCAAUUUUUUCGGGUUCAAUGGGACUGCUGGUGUGUGGAGGAUAAAGGCUUUGGAGGAGUCUGGCGGUUGGUUGGAGAGAACUACGGUUGAGGACAUGGAUAUUGCCGUCCGUGCUCAUCUCCAUGGAUGGAAAUUCAUCUUUCUAAAUGAUGUGGAGUGCCAAUGCGAAUUACCGGAAUCUUAUGAAGCUUAUAGGAAGCAGCAACACAGAUGGCAUUCUGGGCCUAUGCAGUUGUUUCGUCUCUGUUUGCCUGACAUUAUCCGAUCAAAGAUCAGCAUUGGGAAGAAGGCCAAUUUAAUUUUCCUCUUCUUCCUCCUAAGAAAACUGAUACUUCCCUUCUACUCGUUCACCCUUUUUUGCAUAAUUCUCCCAAUGACGAUGUUCGUCCCAGAAGCUGAGCUUCCGGCAUGGGUUGUCAGUUACGUCCCAGCAGCUAUGUCAUUUCUCAAUAUACUGCCUGCCCCCAAAUCAUUUCCUUUCAUUGUUCCCUACCUUCUUUUCGAAAACACCAUGUCAGUGACCAAGUUCAAUGCCAUGGUUUCUGGCCUAUUCCAGCUUGGAAGUGCAUAUGAGUGGGUUGUCACCAAGAAAUCAGGCCGGUCUUCGGAGGGUGAUCUUAGCGCUUUGCUGGAGAGAGAGACAAAGCAUCACAGGGGCGUGUCAGUGCCCGAUUUAAAUGAAAUGCGGGAGGAAAUUAAUCAGGAGCAGAUGGCUUCUCGGAAAAAGAAACAUAACAGGAUGUAUAUGAAAGAGUUAGCAUUGGCCUUCCUUCUUCUCACAGCUGCACUAAGGAGUCUGUUGACUGCUCAGGGUAUCCAUUUCUACUUCUUGCUCUUUCAGGGGAUAUCCUUCCUGCUGGUGGGUCUGGACUUGAUUGGUGAGCAGGUUGAGUAGCGAAAAUUGAUAGUCUAAUAGUCUAUAUUUGAGAGAGACAGAUUGUGUAAAUCGAGCCAACUUUUGUGGCUGUCACUGAAUUUCAGCACCGAGGAAAUAGCACAGUCGGGGGCAAAUUUGGAGGUCGGGAGUGAGGCCUGCUUGUCCUCCACCUCCAGAACCGAAUCCUAGUUCCACCUGAUAGGAGAAGAAUUAUGUCAGCAGGACCAGCAGGUUUAUGAUGGAGAUAGAGAGAAGCCAUUAGAAAAUGGCAAUGCUCUCUGCAAUAUUCAAAGGUUUUCUUUCUCUUUUUUGUAUCUUCUUUCUUCUGGAUUCUUUUGUUUUUAAGUACUAUUCUUUGUAAGAAAACUUCCCCUUAAACACGGAAUUUUAGUUACAGUUCAAUUAACAGGAGAGCAGGUUUCGCUCGCUGCUCUUUAUGCUUUCAUAACC
Molecule: messenger RNA, 3646 nt
Organism: Cornus florida
Lineage: Eukaryota; Viridiplantae; Streptophyta; Magnoliopsida; Cornales; Cornaceae
Product: probable xyloglucan glycosyltransferase 12
Exons: 5
Coding region: 1076-3214 (712 amino acids)
Cellular component (GO): Golgi apparatus
Molecular function (GO): glycosyltransferase activity
Source: RefSeq, a predicted model, not a curated record